Bombina bombina (fire-bellied toad) is the source of this 649-nucleotide messenger RNA. RefSeq names its product bolA family member 1 (gene BOLA1). The transcript has 2 exons. The record is from RefSeq and is a predicted model, not a curated record. Bases 111 to 548 code for a protein of 145 amino acids. NCBI's taxonomy places the organism in Eukaryota, Metazoa, Chordata, Amphibia, Anura, Bombinatoridae. Gene Ontology annotation, cellular component: mitochondrion.
GCAACUUCCUAUACAAUGAAGGACAUGAGAAGUGAAGUGCGUGGUGCUGUUUCCAUUUGAGUCAGAGAAAUUGGCUGCAGUAAAGCCGCUCAGCUUUGCUACCAUUUCCAAUGCUGCCUUUGCGUCUCCUACAAGCUAACAGACAGGUUCCUCGGGCGGUAGUUGCUUUUCAGUAUUCUAUGUCACAGUGUAACAUGGAGAAGCCGGUGGAAUUGUCCAUCAGGACAAAACUGACUGACAACCUGGAGCCCACACACCUAGAAGUGCUCAACGAGAGCUCCAUGCAUGCUGUGCCCAAGGGGUCCGAAACCCACUUUAAAGUUAUUGUUGUUUCUGAUGUGUUCAAAGGGAAAAGUCUGAUCCAGAGACACAGACUUGUGAAUGAACUUCUAAAGGAGGAGCUGGCCGGCCCUGUACAUGCAUUGUCCAUCCAAGCAAAAACCCCUCAACAGUGGGAAGAGAAUCCGAGCAUUAGCACAAGCCCAGCUUGUAUGGGGGGCUCCAAACAUGACCCUGAAAUGAGCAAGAAGCUUAGUAGUCAGGUGUAACUUGCUGUUUAAACCGCUAAGCCAACAACAUGAGCAAGUUUAAAAAGUAGCUGUGAUUAAGUGGAUGUGGCUGUUACUGGAUAAUAAAUUAAGUAUUAUUA